Choloepus didactylus (southern two-toed sloth) is the source of this 3594-nucleotide messenger RNA. It is a transcript of the gene ARF3, whose product is annotated as ADP ribosylation factor 3. Gene Ontology annotation, cellular component: plasma membrane; cytoplasm. Gene Ontology annotation, molecular function: GTPase activity; GTP binding. Gene Ontology annotation, biological process: intracellular protein transport; vesicle-mediated transport. The transcript has 5 exons. The record is from RefSeq and is a predicted model, not a curated record. The coding region runs from base 220 to 765 and encodes 181 amino acids. NCBI's taxonomy places the organism in Eukaryota, Metazoa, Chordata, Mammalia, Pilosa, Megalonychidae.
GCGGGGCCCGGGGAGCAGCCGCGGCGAAGUCGGCUGGGGGAGCCGGAGGGACCGGAGUGAGAGCCGAGCGGAAUCUGCGGAGGCGGAGGCGGUGGCCGCAGCGGCGGAGCUGGGAGCUGGAACAGGACCAGAGAUCUCUAGACGAGGGGCCAGGCCAAAACUAGACUGCCACUGCCCCCAUUUGGAUCUCACUGUCCUCAGAAAGCAGCUGCUGUGAUCAUGGGGAAUAUAUUUGGAAACCUCCUCAAGAGCCUGAUCGGGAAGAAGGAGAUGCGCAUCCUAAUGGUGGGCCUGGAUGCCGCAGGAAAGACCACCAUCCUGUAUAAGCUGAAACUGGGGGAGAUCGUCACCACCAUCCCCACCAUUGGGUUCAAUGUGGAGACAGUGGAGUACAAGAACAUCAGCUUCACGGUUUGGGAUGUGGGUGGCCAGGACAAGAUUCGGCCCCUCUGGAGACAUUACUUCCAGAACACCCAAGGGUUGAUUUUUGUGGUCGAUAGCAAUGAUCGGGAGCGAGUAAAUGAGGCUCGGGAGGAGCUGAUGAGGAUGUUGGCAGAGGACGAGCUCCGGGAUGCUGUGCUCCUUGUCUUUGCAAACAAACAGGAUCUGCCUAAUGCCAUGAAUGCAGCCGAGAUCACAGACAAGCUGGGCCUGCAUUCCCUGCGUCAUCGCAACUGGUACAUUCAGGCCACCUGUGCCACCAGUGGGGACGGGCUGUACGAAGGCCUGGACUGGCUGGCCAAUCAGCUCAAAAACAAGAAAUGAGAGCCAGGCAGCCCUUUCUGACUGCCCCACCCACCCUGACACACCUGUCUCCCUGCCCCAACCCUACUCCUUCCUGUUCCUGUUGCAAGUGUGGCCAGGGCCCUGGGUAUCAUGUCCGCCUGCCCAGCAAGAGCCCUGCCUCCCCUCCUCUCCCCUGUCCGCCGACAUGACCAGUCCAGUUCCCCAAUUGCUGUCCUGAUGAUGAAUCAUUCCAAUUUACUGGAUUUAAAACAAAAACAAGAUUGUUAUGGUUUCAUGGGGCGGCCCCCCUUUCUCUCUCAGCCCCUAGGGUUCAGGGGGUGGGGUGGGGUGGGGUAUUCUGUUUGCUUCGUUUGGCUCUGGUUGCUGUGCUCUUGGCAUCUGAGUCCCUUCCCUGUCCCCACAAGCCCCUCUCCUACUCCCCAUCUUCCCUUCCUUCACCACCCUCUCCCUGUUCUACGAGGAAAUUGCACGGUCCUCUGUGUGUGUGUGCAUGUGUGCGUGUGUAUAUACAUGUAUAGAGAGAUAUAUAUGUGGGGACCAGGGAGAAGGGUGGAGGGGGCAGAGUAUGACUCAGGGCUUGGAGCCAGCGUACUGCCCGCUCUACCCUGUCACCUGCCCCUCCCAUGCUGGUAAGAUAAAGGGAGGAAGGUGGCAGGAUUUUAGUCAGGCUGGGCUGCCCCAAUCUUGGGCUUGUUCCUCUCUUCUCUGCAGGUAGGUUUUCCCAGCUGAUAGGACAGAUGAUGGAUUCUCCACCACCAACUUCCUCAUACCCCUCUCCCUACCCUGUUUAGGGUAGGGUGGUGGUGGUGGUGGCAUUUGUCUCUAGAGGACUGUUCCCAAGGAGAUGCCAUUCAGCUCUGCCUUGUUAGCAAGAAGGAGAGAGGAACCUAUUGAUGCUUAUCAGCCUGGAAUGUUCCACUGAUCCUGCCCCACUAUCCUUAGAUCUCUUCCUCAGGAGCUUGAUGGGGAGGUGGGGGUAGCAAGACUGUGGUUUGUGUUUGGGAUCCAGGGCACUGGGGGGAGGGCCUUAGGUUUUCUGUCUUCAUUCUCUUUUGUUAUUAGGAGAUGGUGAGGCAUGGAUCAGUUCCCCUCCUGCCUUCCUAACCUCCCCCACCCCAGCUCUUCUUUUCUGAUCUUGGGAGCUGGGCGGGUCGUCUGUCCUUUGUCAGAUGUUUUCUCACCCUGGUAGACCUGCUGGCCUCACCAGGGCUGGCUGGGUGGUUUAACGGGGAGCUGGAGAGUGGGGGUGCCAUAGCAGGUAUCAAAGCAACCCUUCGUUCUCCAGCACUCUGUUCUAGUCCAGGAUGUGCUAAAGGAUGAAGAUUUUGAAUCCUGUUUCCAGGCCCUCAGACUAUCCUCCAUCCCAACAGCUUUCCCCUGACCUCCUUACCUACUUCUCAUAAAUAGAUCAAGGGGUUGGACUGGGAGAAAUAGAACCCUGAAGUGGCUAUUGGUGCUGGUGGGAUGCAGUGCUCUGCAGGGUCUUCUACCCAUUAUGUAGUUGUUCAGAAGCUGUUGCUACUGCGUUUCUCUGUCUACAGGGGGCGCUUGUGCCUGUGCUCCUGGCCUGGAUCCUGACUUCUGCGGUUUCUGUGAAGCCGUGGCUGCUCUUUGGGCUCGUGUGUGUGCUGGCUGCGCCCUGAGCUCCAAGACAGCCGCCCAUAACCCUCAUCCUCAGGUCAGGGCCCAGGGCCUCCCCACAGCUUGCCCAAGGGAACUUCCUAGAAGGGCUGACCCAAGCCCUACCCCAUGGGGCCAGGUUUCCUGACACGUUUGUCUGCAACAGGCAGAUCAGUACUCCCCACCCACCCCAUCCCAGAUUGAACUGUGAAAGAGGUACCAGGGGCAUCUCUCUCAGUGCCAGUUGCUUAGUGAUAUGUUACUUACCCAAGAUGCAGUGGGUGUGCGCAGGUAUCUUGCUCUCUAGGCCUUUAUGUGUAUGUGAGAGUGUGUGUGUGCGUCUUUGGCAGCUGGGGUGGGGGUGGAGCUGGAGGUUCUAUUUCAUUUUAAAAUGUGUUCAUCCCCCUGACCCCACAGACACUCCCCUCUACACUUUUUCUUUGCCUCUGUCUCUUUUUGCUCUGAUUUUCUUCAUCCUGCCCUUCUUGUUGGCUUUCCCUCCCUGAGCCUUUUCCUUUGCCUUCUCAGCUCAUUCACUGCUGUUGCCUGUUUGUCUGUCCUUGAUUCUUUCCUACCUAUGAUUCCUUCACACUUUUAUCUUUGGUUGAUGAGUAUUUGGCUUUUUCUCCUGCCUUACUCCCUCCCUGAUCCUCCCUAGUUAGAAACCGGUCCAGAUAGGUUUUCCUUGUUUCAGGUCCAAUCCCCAUCCCACCAGUUUUUUGCCGGGCUCCAGGGACCAGUUUGGGACUGAGGUGGUUGGGAAGCCGUCUUGGAGGUUGGCUUUGGCGCUGCUCCUGGUCUGUCCAGCAGGGGGCAGUAAGUGAUCUUGGCUGUAUCCCUGGCUGCUAGGCCUUUGGCAGGGCCGUCCCCCAGGGUGAUCCUUUCUACGCUCCCAUUCACUUAACAGCUCUUGUGGGAUUGGGUGUGUCAUUCCAUUUCUGCCCACUCUCUCCCUCACUUCCUUUCAGGUAGGUUUGAUUUUAUUCUUUCCCUUGUUCCAGCCUUUCUUCUCCCUGGGGAUUCUGCCCCCCCACCCUCUCCUCCAAGUUUGUUUGUGGUGUUUUAGUGGUAACUGCAAGUCUGAACUGGUUUUUCUCUUCUUUUAUCCUCCUCUGGAAUGUAGAUUAUAUAUGUUUAAUAACUCACCUUCUCUAUCCUUGCCCAAAAUGUGGGAUACGCAAUGACUGUGACCCUGGUUGGAAAUUAAAUUUGUUUUAUGCAGCUUUG